Messenger RNA from Dothidotthia symphoricarpi CBS 119687, 189 nucleotides. RefSeq lists its product as uncharacterized. The annotation marks the transcript as partial. NCBI's taxonomy places the organism in Eukaryota, Fungi, Ascomycota, Dothideomycetes, Pleosporales, Dothidotthiaceae. The transcript has a single exon. The record is from RefSeq and is a predicted model, not a curated record.
AUGUUAUCUCCAACAGCGGAGUGGUACUUCACAGGCAACCGCGGUGAAGAUAUGGACAGAUAUGACGAAUUUCGGUCGCAUGCGGACCCAGACACGAUUUAUCCGUUACUUGACGCAUUCGUCAAAGCAGUGGAUCGGAUAAACAUACUGGAACACUUUUCUCUUACUUGCAGUAUCCCCCGUCGAAGG